This is a messenger RNA of Rhodofomes roseus, 1472 nucleotides long. Its product is annotated as eukaryotic integral membrane protein. The record is from RefSeq and is a predicted model, not a curated record. Bases 153 to 1202 code for a protein of 349 amino acids. The transcript is spliced from 6 exons. Gene Ontology annotation, biological process: retrograde vesicle-mediated transport, Golgi to endoplasmic reticulum. Gene Ontology annotation, cellular component: membrane; Golgi apparatus. NCBI's taxonomy places the organism in Eukaryota, Fungi, Basidiomycota, Agaricomycetes, Polyporales, Fomitopsidaceae.
GCAGACGCCGUGCUUGCCAGGUCUCCUCGAGUUGCCUGCGUCUCGCGUCCGUUGCUCUCCCUCCCCCACUCUUCGCCCCUGUUCCGGCAGGAACUGGCCGUCAAAGACCCUACAGUACCCGACGGACAAAUCUCCAGCACGCGUGGACAUAAAUGGCAGUGCUAGCAUUCUCCCCCGCUCAGUUCGUCGCGGGCAUUCCUCCGGCGACCCGAGCCUACACCGCUGCUACGAUCUUCUUUUCUCUGCUGUACUACGUCCUCAGCUGGUCGGGAUACUCUUGUCCAUACCUCGUGCUCAUACCCGGGUCAAGCAUAUUCUACCCGUGGACCUUCCUGACCUCCGUUUUCGUGGAGACCACGUUCAUCGAGCUGCUAUUCACCCUCCUCGUGAUACCAGCAUCUCUGAGAUACCUUGAACGACUAUGGGGUUCUGUGGAGUUGUUGAAGUUCAUCGCCGUAACCAUUGCGGUUUCGAACAUCAUCGCGUUCGCGUUGAACUGGAUAGAAUAUAUAGUGCUGCGCUUACCGGUGCUCCUGUAUGGCCAACAAUAUCACGGUCAGAUGGCGUUGCAGAUCGGUGUUCUCGUCGCAUUCCGACAAAUCAUUCCGGAACACCAAGUGCAGCUGUUUGGUGUCCUCAAGGCUAGAGUCAAGACGCUGCCAAUGGCUUAUGUCACAUUCUCAACCGUGAUGUGCAUCAUCGGAUUCCAAUGCCCGUGGAUUGUCAUCCAGUUUGGAUGGCUGGUGUCCUGGGUUUGGCUGCGGUUCUACAAGAAGAACACCGGCGACCUGGCCGGCGGCCCCGUGUACGGAGACAGGAGUGAAACAUUUGCAUUGGUUACGUGGUUCCCCCCACUUAUCCACGGGCCCAUCACCUGGCUCGGAAACACUGUCUACAUGCUGGCUUCCAAGUUUCAUUUGAUCCCAGCCAGCGGCUCAGACGUCGAAGCUGGAGGUUACGCCGCUGUUCCUGGAGGUGCACGCGCCGAAGCAGAGAGGAGAAGGGCCAUGGCGCUGAAAGCGCUGGACCAACGCUUAGCAGGUACCUCAUCUUCGCCCGCGUCCCCGUCAAGGCCAGCAGCAAGCAAUGGAACGUCGCGACCUGCAGCCAGCAGUACGACGAGUCUUAGCAGUGAUGCUUCCGGCCCCAAAAAACCUGCUGGAGAAACAGACGUAACAGAGACGGUAUCUGGCUCUGCUUAGGGAGCUGCAACCCACUCAGGCUGCUCGAAUGGUCAUAAUCGCAGUACCUCACUUCCUGCUCCCUUCAUUUGUCCACAUCCACUGGUAUUUCUUACGAGUACUGUAGUCGUCGUGUUCUCUUUAGUCCUUCGUCCUAUUAGUCGGGUCGUUUCAAUUGAAUAGCGCAUAGCAUGUACACUAUUGUUGACAGUCAUGGCAUCUCUCAGUUGUACGGUCCUGGAUGUGUAUGCUAACUCGGACGACAAGUGCUAUGCAUAGAUAUGUCCCCGC